Molecule: messenger RNA, 2226 nt
Organism: Arachis duranensis
Lineage: Eukaryota; Viridiplantae; Streptophyta; Magnoliopsida; Fabales; Fabaceae
Product: probable galacturonosyltransferase 12
Exons: 6
Coding region: 227-1831 (534 amino acids)
Molecular function (GO): polygalacturonate 4-alpha-galacturonosyltransferase activity
Source: RefSeq, a predicted model, not a curated record
CAGCACCAUUGACAUGCCUGGCCCAAGUGCUAAGCAAGGUUAGGUGCAAGACAGCAACCUUAAACACCAUCAAAUCCUUUCCUUUUUUACAACCAUAACCUGACAUGGGGUCCUUUGUUCUCCUCCUGAAUCAUUCAUUCAUCAAAAGUUGAAGAAGGAGGAGGAAGAACUCAUCGUAUAAUAGUUCUUCUUUUUCUGCAUUUUUUGUUGGCACUUUUGGACAACAAUGCAGCUUCACAUAUCACCAAGUUUAAGACAUGUAACUGUGCUACCAGGAAAAGGGUUGAAGGAAUUCAUCAAAGUGAAGGUUGCGUCGCGGCGAGUCUCUUAUAGGAUGCUCUUCUAUUCACUCCUGUUCUUCACAUUCCUUCUCAGGUUUGUGUUUGUUUUGACAUCAGUGGAUGGCAUUGAUGGAGGAGAAACCAAGUGCUCUACCAUAGGUUGCUUGGGAAAAAAACUGGGGCCAAAACUUAUGGGGAAAAAGACUGAAUCAAAUGUGCCAGACGUAAUAUACCAAACAUUAGAUGCACCCCUUGACAAAGAUGAGCUAAGGGGAAGAUCUGAUAUUCCACAGACUUUAGAAGAGUUCAUGACAGAAGUUAAGAAAGGUGGAUUUGAUGCCAAGACAUUUGCUGUUAAACUCAGAGAAAUGGUGACCCUUAUGGAACAAAGGACCCGAAAUGCAAAAAUCCAAGAAUAUCUAUAUCGCCAUGUAGCAUCGAGCAGCAUACCAAAACAACUUCACUGCCUUGACUUGAGGCUGGCCAGCGAGCACACCAACAACGCGGCAGCACGGCUUCAGCUACCCUCUGCAGAAUUAGUCCCUGCCCUGGUUGACAAUUCCUACUUCCACUUUGUCCUUGCCUCAGACAAUGUUCUGGCUGCUUCGGUUGUUGCAGCAUCGCUUGUCCGCAACUGUUUGCGGCCCCAGAAAGUUGUUCUGCACAUAAUUACAGAUAAAAAGACUUAUUAUCCCAUGCAGGCAUGGUUCUCCUUGCACCCUUUAUCACCUGCUAUAAUUGAAGUCAAAGCAUUGCAUCAUUUCGAUUGGUUUACAAAGGGUAAGGUGCCUGUGCUGGAAGCAAUGGAGAAAGACCAGAAGGUGCGAUCACAGUUUAGAGGAGGAUCAUCAGCUAUAGUAGCAAAUACCACUGAGAAGCCACAAGUUAUUGCAGCAAAGCUACAAACACUUAGUCCCAAGUAUAAUUCAGUGAUGAACCAUAUCCGAAUACAUCUUCCAGAGUUGUUUCCAAGCCUUAACAAGGUGGUCUUCCUCGACGAUGACAUAGUAAUACAAACUGAUCUUACGCCUCUGUGGGACAUUGACAUGAAUGGAAAAGUCAAUGGAGCAGUAGAAACAUGUACUGGAGAAGAUAAGUUUGUGAUGUCAAAGAGGUUGAAAAGCUAUUUGAACUUCUCUCACCCUCUCAUAUUGAAAAACUUCAAUCCGAACGAGUGCGCCUGGGCUUAUGGAAUGAACAUUUUUGACUUGGAGGCUUGGAGGAAAACCAAUAUAAGCUUUACAUACCACCAUUGGGUUGAGCAGAAUAUAAAAUCAGACCUGAGCCUGUGGCAGCUAGGCACAUUACCUCCUGGGUUGAUUGCAUUUCAUGGCCAUGUUCACAUUAUUGAUCCUUUCUGGCAUAUGCUGGGAUUGGGAUAUCAAGAAGACACAAGUUUUGCUGAUGCUGAGAGUGCCGGUGUCAUCCAUUUCAAUGGCAGGGCGAAGCCAUGGCUAGACAUAGCUUUUCCACAACUGAGGCCAUUGUGGACUAAAUAUGUUAACUUUUCAGAUAAAUUCAUCAAGAGCUGUCACAUUAAGGCAUCAUAGCUUAUAUCUUUGACAAAAAACAUGACAUUGUUGAUGAGUUGAAGAAAUGGCAUAUGCAUACAGAGGGAAAAAGAGAAAAAUGUGAGAAUUCUUCCAAACACAAGGCCUUCUUCCCAGACUAAAGACAACUCAACAAUAAUACGACACAAUGCUUCUUCUUUCACUUUUUCAAGAUUUUCUUUUUAACUCACUUUCUUCAGUUGAAAAUUCUCAGAUUCUUUUCACUUAAAUCCAUAUUGUACGUAUGAGUAUAUCUAUAGAAAAUAUACAUAUGCAUGUAUAAAGAGUAAAGACCACAGCUUUUUGUUUUUGGAGGAAACAAACAUGUGAGUUCAUCAAUGGUUGGUUAACUUCUGUAAGAUAAAGAAAUAAAUGAUCAAAAGUGAACAAGAGAG